UUUUGGCAAACUGCUUUAGUAGCUACUCGUAGCUCAUCCUAGUAGCUCUUGCACGAAAAUUCGGUGCAAAAUGAGAGUGCUUAUUGCUUUUCUGCUGGUUGGUGGAGCUCUGGCAGUUCCAGUGCCAAUCAGCAAAGAAGAAGAAAUCUGCAAUCAAGCAUUUACACGAUUUGUGCCCAACCAAAGGUACACUUAUCGUUAUGUUGCUACCACCGUGACUGGUGUGACAGGAACAACCAAUCAAACGACUGGACUUCGCAUUGAGGCUACGUGUGAGAUCAAUGCACUAGCAGACUGCCGCCGUUCUCUCUGGGUGAAAGAUGUAAGAAUCUUCGAAGCCUCACCUAACGGAGAAAAAGACUUCAAAUCAUCCCCCAACCAGGAAAGUUUCAAGAGGGCACUCGAGGCAAACCACCUGGUUUUCUCAGAACGCAGAGGCCGUUUUGUCAUGGUGCUGCCGGUUAAGACAGAACCUGUGUACAUCACCAAUAUCAAGCGUGGUAUUUUGAGUGCACUGCAAUUGCAGUUUAGCGAAAAACCACAAGAAAUGAUUCACGAGGUUGAUGUGACAGGAAACUGUACAUCCGAAUACAAGAUUGUGAACAAACAAAUAGUGGAAAGCGAAAUCACCAAGAAAAGGGAUCUUUCCAACUGUACCAGUCGAUCACACAAUAUCACCAAGCUGAACCCAGUUACAUAUGACGUGAACUCGCAAAUACAAGGUCCUCUCAACUCAACAAGCUUCUGCCGUUACAUUGUGCGUGAAAAGCACGUUAAGACUGUGGAAUGUAACGAAACACACCUUUUGCGACCAUUCAGCUACAAUGCGGCUGGAGUGACAACUAAUGUCACGGUGAAUUUGACCCUUGAAUCGGUACGCAUGACGUUCUUCUUCGCGGACGAAAUGAAAUUUCCAGAGAUGAGAAAAUCAAACAUGUUUUACGAGCAAUCUUUGCCGAAAGCUGAGGCAGAGCCAGUUUAUGAGACAUCCUCUAAGAGCGCAGAGGACGUUUUAGAGGGAUUGAUCAAGAUCCUUCCUAUCAACGAAACCAAACCGAGCACGGUGACUAAAUUCACCCGUUUGGUCUUCUCAAUCCGGAAACUCGACGUAAACGCUCUGAAGAAUGUCUGGACUCGAUUUUACAACUGCGAUGAACAACAAGAAGGCGAGUUCACGAAGAAACAGUGCAAGAAAUCACAGGCGUAUUUGCUUGACGCUUUCACCCAGUGCGGUACCACCCCGUGCUUGAGAUACAUAAUUGAGGCCAUCCGCGACUACAAUCAAGUUAAACCUGAACAUAUGGCUUACCUAUUGAAUGGAAUCAGUGCCGCGCGAAAUCCAGCUCCAUAUCUCUUCGACGAAAUGAUCGAUUUUCUAAGACGGAGGAGUGAUUUACCCACAACCACACUACUUUCCCUUGGAACCAUGAUCCGGAAGUACUGUCAACGUACACCAAAAGAUUGCUUGAGAGAAUCUGACUCUGCUGUGAUGCGUGCGGUCUCCUUCUUAGAGGAGCAACUUCCAAAGAACUGUGAGGCCACCUCAUAUGACAUUGAUGACGUCAUUAUCACCCUAAAAGCUAUUGGCAAUGCAGGACUUAUGCACUCCAAAGCAAAAGAGCUUGUGAAAUGCUCACAAGGAGCCAACUUCCUCAAUAUCUCUGUAGUUGCCAUAGAGACCAUUCGAAGCAUGCCUUUCUGCCCAGAUACGUGGAAUGCUCUGGGAAGUGAGGUGUUUGGUGACUAUGGCAAUGACCCCGAGGUGCGUCUGCAGGCUUACCUUGCCUUAAUGAAGUAUCCCGAUGAAAAAACGAUCAGAUACGUGGCACAAGUACUGGAUGCUGAAGUCAAUACCCAGGUUGGCGCCUUCGUCAGCAGCCAUCUCAAACAGAUGAAUGACUCUGUUGAGCCCACUUAUGGCAAGAGAUUGAGUGAACUAAUCAAGAAAGCUCUGAAACAGCGGACAACCCCUCUGCGUGAUUUCAACACCACCUACAAGUCGCAGUUCUUACAGAAAAGUUAUUUGAAUGAGGAAAGUAAUCUGGGCUUCAGCACAGAAAGUCAUGUGAUCUACCACCCGGAGAGCCUUGUCCCGAGAAGCGCAGAACUCAAUGUGACCCUUGACCUAUGGGGCGGGGCUAUCCCGGUGGUCGAGACAAGCACAAGGCUUGAGGGCCUGGAGAUCAUUUGGGAGAAGCUUUUUGGACACAAAGGGUACUUUCCUGACAGUCAUAUCUCGGGGCUCAUGAAAACACCAGAGAAGAGCGAAAACGAGGCCAGAGAAAUUCAGAAGAGGAGUGUAGACAACGAAAUUGACUUGGAAACUCUUGAUAGGAAGGUUAACCUUCGCAAGAUGACGCCCAGUGGUCUUCUUUCUCUGAAGUUAUUUGGCAAUGAACUUGACUUGUUCAGAUUGAAGGAUCUCGAAUGGUUGGAGGAUGAUGAUAUUCCCAUCGCUGAUCUGAUCGAACUGUUGCGAGCUCUUUCAAAAGGAGUUGACAAGACUUUCACCAAAAGUUUUCUGUUCUUGGAAGAGACUCAUAUCAUUCCGACAUGCCUUGGAAUACCGCUGAACCUAAGUAUCAAUGGUACAUCUGUCACCAGUGUGCACGUACAAGGAAAGGCUGACCUAUUGAGCCUUUUCUGGGGUAACAAGAAGGCUGUUGUCAAAGGAACUGUAAAGCCAAGUGCUGCCAUCGUGAUCUCUGGAAAGGUUACAUUAGAUGCCUUCCACCUAUCAACAGGCGUUCUUCUGAAUGGUUCAAUUUCCACUUCCACCGAAUUACAAGGAAAUUUAACCUACAGUCAGGAGCAAGGAUUAAAGUCACAUUUCAAUGUCACCGACAAGCCACAGGAGAUUUUGAACAUCACAACUUCUCUUUUCCAUCAUUUCAACAACGAAGAGAUCCCGAUCCGUGGAGUGGACCAUCGCAACACGACUGGUAUCUGCACCACCGACAUUUUCAACAGUACUAAGAUACUCGGCCUCAAUUUGUGUUCCAACAUCUCCAUACCAGUGGCCUGGUACAAUAAAACUGCUCCAUUCUUCCCUCUUACUGGUCCUUCCAACUUCUCCAUCUACUUAAACAGAACCGAUCCAUUACUGAAAAACUUAAAAAUGGAGGUCAACUUCACGAAGCCAGACAAACACACGAACAAGACGGCCAUUUCCGUUUCUACUCCUGGAGCAAGCUACGAAAGGAGGUUCUUCUGCAAUAUCACCUCUAACAAAACUGAAGAGAUGUAUCGCUGGAAUAUAAGCGUUGGUGCCGACCACGAGAACGCCACCACGAUUGAUUAUAUCUUCGUUCCCAUCUCCAAAGCCGUUAAUAUCACUCUCAAUGUGGCAAGGAAUCUCACAGCUUUCUACUUCCACCGCACCUGCCACAAGACACACAAAAUCAAGUAUGGGUUGGCAAUGAAUGCCACUCUCUUCAACAAGUCCUUUCACCACAGUUUCUUUAUGAUGAAUGACACGCACAAGUGGCACUUGGAAACAAAUAUCACUGUUAAGAACACCACAGAGAGCAUUCCUAUCUCCGUUCUUUACCUCAACACUUCCAUCAACCUCAACGGAAACACGACAGGUAACAUGACACUAAACAUUACUCACCGCCCGCUCAACCUGACUUUGCACUUGCGCGGCCAACAUAACAUGACUACUCGUACCUCGAAUGUGACUUGGAAUGUCAGCUGCCCAACGUGGAGCACACCGAUUCUGAACAAUAACAUCACAAUAAACGUUAGUUACGUCAAUACUACAAGCUUCUACAAGACCCAUGUGAACGUAUUCAACAACGGGACCCAGGUGCUGUCCUGUUAUAAGGCAUAUCGUAACUCUACGGAGAAAAACAUCACUGUCUUCUUCUGCAACGCCACAGCCUUCAACAGGACCUCCUCGCUGAACAUGACUGUGACGAACGUAACCGACAGUAUCAAGAUUUGUCAUUUGAAUAUCACUCACCAGAAUAGAUCAAUCGCAUUAAACACCACCUGGAUGUACAAUCACGAGGUUAGAAAUGUCAGCCUAAACAUCACCUAUUUAAACCAUUCAGUUGUGCUGUCAGGCUCUUUGAAGAACUACACCUUGGAGAAGGGAUUCUGCUUCAACAGCGCCUAUUUCAACGGAACUCACCAUAACUUCACUCUAUUGUCAACGUGCUUAAGCUAUUUUAAUGCUACUGAAAGGAAAUCCUUGAUCUUGAACAUUACCAGCCUCAACUCAACUGCCACUAUGAACACAACCUGGCUCGCCAAACCGACAGCGAGAGGAAUCUUGGUUAACUGCACCUACCAGAACAGGACAAUUUUCAACAUGACAGCAACUUACUCAAACACCACUACUACUAGGAAUCUCCAUUUCAACCUGUCCAUGGGUAACUGGAGUGCAGAGUUAAAUCAUACUUACUUCUCCACUGAAAUGUUGCCGGAGGUUGAUCAAAUUCGCAGCAUUAAUAUCACGCACAGGAUCAGGAACGGUACAUCUUCCUGGAUGAAUGCCUCAUACGUUUUCACUUUCUUCAAUACUACCGCGAAAAAGGACCUCAUUGUCAACCUCACCUUCACUAACCGUACCUAUGGAGCACAAGUUAACAUGGUUAAUAAGACCACGACUGAGAUGGUUCAUCACAUCCUUAGAAUCACUGGUUACACUCCAAACAGGACAGUCAGCUGGAUGGGUGUCUUGACCAAUUCCUCCAAGGUGUUCAACUUGGCAUCCGUUUUGCAGUACCAACCAAAGAAAAUUCUCAACCAAACAUUUGUUUGGAACAAAGAAAUCAGUCAGGUUAAUGUCUCCAUCGAUUUCCUGCCAAACGUUUCUUUCAGUCUAAACUGCUCUGGAACCUUCAAUACCAGCAUCAGAGCAAACGCAAACGCCACGGUUUACAACAACACCCUUCUGUGGAAUGGAUUUGUGAGCAACAUGAGCGUGGUGUCCAACUUAACCUUAUGGAACCGUACUAUCGAAUUUGUGACCAAGACAUGUAAUAAGUCCCACAGUGCCUUCUUUAAUCUGAGCACAUGGCAUCACUUCAAUAAAACGGCAUUUAAUGGCUCCAUUACCUGGUCCAUCAACGCCACAGAGAGAGUCUCCUAUUUCAAUAUCACCUCAAGGAACGUUACUUGGUUCCUCAAGAUGUUCUCACUCAACGACACGCACUUCAACAACACCAUUUACAGAAUUAACGGCAGUGAAAUGUAUGUAGAGUGGAGCAGAGAGGUUAGAGGUGACAACACCGUAUACGACGUAUUGAACAUGACAUCUGUAAGAUACGAAUGGAGCGCCUUGAAUAAUCUCACUUUCCACAUACCAACCAAGCUGGCGAACAUUACUCUAAACGCAACGUUGGCUGGAGUAAACAUGACCAAGUUCCGAACACACUUCAAAUACGUUUUGAAGAACAUCACUCAGGAGAUGCUGCUGUGGAAUUAUACCAAAGAAAAUAUCGCCCAGAAUCUCUUUAAUCUCACCAUACAUCUACUUAAUACCACCUCCCACAGCAUCCCUAACGUCACCGUAAAUUACCAAAGGUACUUCCAAGGCGACACAUUUAACUAUUCACUCUUCUACAACAACCUGGCAAAUACUAUUCUGAAGAUCAAAGAAAGCAAUGUUACGCUGGAAAAUAUUACGGAAGAGCUGAUCGUGAUUCUCCAGAACUUCACCGAUCAUGUCAAUACCACUGCUUUUCUGGGACACAUCUCGAACAUCAUUGCGAACACGACAUGGUACAAUCAAACAUGUGAAACAUUUAUUUUCAAUUUGACUGAGUGGGGAAGAAACGCUUCGAAAAAUUUUACUAUGUUGUUGAAUAGAACAGUCAGCGAGAUUGGAAACUGGACAAUUAAUAACAAGACAGUAAAUUACUACCUAAAAACUUACCUACCUGGUGUCCAAAAUCUUACGAUAGAAAUACUCAAUGAAACUGUCAACUUCACUCAAGCUAUGGUCAACGUGAGUUUGGUGUUUAGAAAUUUCACCCACAAUGUUACUGAGUACAUCCUGAAUGUCACGCACCCUGUGUUAUACAGCAUCUCCAGGCAAAUACUCGUCAACAUAACAGGAUAUAUCAACAAUUCUUCAUUCCUUGGAGGAGUCGCGUACCCAGUCUGGCAGAACUUUACCGAAGUGGCUGACAUCAGUGUUUUCAAUUUAACCUACGAACUCUUCCACAACUGGACCAUCUGCGAUUCAUCCUUCGAAUGGUUCCUAUCAUCGCUUCACUAUCCAAUGAACAUCACCCUGUCCUUCCAUAAUAUCACUUCUGACGCCACCUUGUACCAAGCCAUCGAAGGCCUGUUAAAUAAAACUCUUGAGAUGUACAACGCAACGGUCCGAUCCCCGGCUUGCCGAAUGAACCGUAGCCACGAGUGGCUGGUGAACGUCACAGACCUUGCUGUUAUUUUAGUUAAUGACACCGUUAAUGUCCUGAACGUGACAAGCUUAAAGACCACUCAAGAAAUUAUCGAGCUCUACAUCAAUCGCACUCACAAUAUGACAUCUCAACUUUGGAAUAUGACAGUCCAGAUCCUCACUGCAACCAAUUUCAGCGAACCUCCACAGAAAUCAUGGGAAAUGUUGAAUUUCACGGCUCACUAUCACAACUGGACCCACAGUAUGCCUUGGACCCGUCCAGUUCUGAAGAAGUGGAACUCAACUAUGUUGGAAGUGAUAACUGUUAUGCGAAACCACAGUUGGCAAAAUUACACCCGAUACUACUUCCCACGAGUGGUUCGAUACACAGCUGAGCCAAUAGAGAGUGACAUUUAUGUCACAGCGUGGUUCCUCCGAAAUUUCCCAUCUAACACCACUCUGAAUCAGAAGCAGAUGAACAGUUCCUUCACUUACCCCAUGUACAUGCGGAUAAACUACACUCAGUUCCUCCAUCUUUGGGCUGAAGGUUACAUUAACAUGACCGCCUGCUCUCUAAAUGCCACCCGAAACGCGACAGAAUUCAUCUUGAACGGCACCUACAACUUCACAGUGUUGGCCGUUAACAUUACCACAAAUUGGACGCAGACCUUUUACAACUUCACCUUCACUCUGGUUAACUCUACGGCCAGCUUUGUUAAUGGCUCGCUGGUCAAUGAGACGAUUUUUCACAAUGCACAUCUCCCAAAAUACUUCUACUUCAAUCUGAUGAACUUCACCAUGAAUAUCACGGAUCACGCCUUCAACUACUCCAUGUGCAUGCUGGACCAGACUUUGCGUGAGUACGUGAAUAAGACCCUCUCACCUGUAAUUACGACAUGGAGGACACUGAAGGCCCUUAAUGAGCUGAAACCAGAGGAUAUCGUUGAGAUGCUUCAACCGAAAAACCAAACUGGCAUGAUCUUCGGAAAGAAUAUCUACACUUUUGACAAGCGUUACUUCCGCUUCCCUUGGAUUAAGGGAUCUAACUGUAAGUAUUUGGUGAGCCGUGACUUCAAGGACGGAAACUUCACCAUACUUUCUUCGCCUGAGGUUAUCGUCAUCAUCACACAGGAUGCUUUAGUGAAUCUUCACCGCAAUGGUGAGGUCAUUUCCCAAGGAAUCACCGGGAUGGACAAAACAAACGGUUUGACGCGCGAUUUCUUUAAGGAGCUUCCUGUGAAAUUCGAGAACACAACUAUUGUACGAGAUGGUCCAUUCAUCAAUUUGACCAAUGACUUUGGCUUCUCUGUCGAGUGUGAUAUGGAGCACUUCGUGUGCAGUUACGAAGUGUCUGGAUUCUAUCAUAACAGAACGGCUGGUAUCCUUGGUACUAAUAAUGGUGAACCUAGUGAUGACUGGAUAUCUCCAAAUGGCAAGAAUCGAACUCAAGUUUCCGACUUCGUCAGCUCGUGGCGUGUGGCCGGUGACUGCAAUGUGAAACCUGGUAUCGAAGUGAAACAAAUACCUUGCAAUAGAGACGAGUCAGCGAUAAAACGCUGCAGUGAGCUCUUCCUAAACAAGUCCUCGCCGCUUAGCAAAUGCUUUUCAGAGGUUAAUCCAGUCGACUUUGCAGCUGCAUGCAAAGCAGAAUACAAGGAUUGUGACGUCUCUGCACCGGUGAGAACCCUGCAUUGCAAUGUGACGGCAGCUUACAUCCGACAAUGUAAACGACAUGGAAUUGAGGUUUCUCUGCCUGACGAAUGCACAUCUUGUGAAGUUGGAAGCAACAUGCAUGAGAAGAACUCGACAUGGAAAGAGAAACCCUCGAGUAAAGUGGACAUUGUUUUCGUGUGCAGCGAGGGUGAAGAUAUGGAGCCUGUGGCCGCUCUAUUACCUUCAUUUACGCAGCAGAUCGACCAAUAUUUGAAGAAAAGGGGGAUGUCACCGCAGUUUGGUCUUGUGGGGUUCAGCGGUAAAGUGCCAGUGCACAGGCCCGGUCAUGAGCAUACUAUUAAGGGUCAGCUCUUUAAUAGCGCCAAAUACUUCACAACUGAUGUCAUCAGGAACAUGAGAUUCGUCCCAAGGAGCAAUAGGGAAUUCCCAGAAAGCGAUGGCUAUCUUGGCUUGAUGAAGGCUGCCGAAUAUCCAUUCCGACCUGCUGCCUCCAAGCUCAUUGUCCUCGUCACGAACAGCAUCCGAGUCAAUCAUAGUAACAUUUCCAGUGAAACAGUCGUCAAGGCUCUAAAGGAUAUCGGUGCCAGACUUGUCUUGAUCGGGAAGUUCCCGAUUAAGAAUGCCAUUGCAAUAGACACUUUCAAUAAUGCCUACUUGAAGAAAGGAAUUUCGAAAGCCGAAACGAAGUCACUUAUAAAACUCUACCGACCACCUGAAAAUGACGAAUACAUCCAGGUUGUUACUGAAACACAAGGUGUAGGUAUCAACCUGAAGCCCGCUUUCGAGGGACCAAAAGCUAAGCCAUCUUCCUGGCAAAUGCAAAGGAUUUUGGAGAGCAUUUUUAAACAAUUGAAGCAUGACACUGCACAGUGCAGAGAAUGUUCUUGUGUCCCUGAUAUGGUUGGAAAGGGAAAGACCGUCUGCAAGACAGUACCAUGCAAAGCUUAGAAAAAAGGCCUACUGACCGUGAAAUUGCCCUGAAUGAACCUUCAUAUUAUGCACAGUUAUCAAUCAUUUUAAGCAAAAGCAUUUAAGUUGGAGUAGACUAAAAUAACCAUGAGCGUCGAAUAUGUGUUAAGCUCUUUUUCAUUAUUUGUUUUGUUUUGGUUUUUUGCUUCUUUGGUUUAUUAAGGUGCAGCACAUUAAAAAGGUGUUAAUCGUAAACUUUAGUGAGUAGUAUAGAAGAAGUUAGGCCGAACGGUUGUCAGCCAUAUUUAGCGACGGCUCUGUCGCUUGCAAUUGCAUGUAGAGUGAUCACAUUAAACUUCCAUUUAAGCAUU
This is a messenger RNA of Pocillopora damicornis (cauliflower coral), 9309 nucleotides long. RefSeq lists its product as uncharacterized. Gene Ontology annotation, molecular function: lipid carrier activity. Lineage: Eukaryota; Metazoa; Cnidaria; Anthozoa; Scleractinia; Pocilloporidae. Gene Ontology annotation, biological process: lipid transport. The record is from RefSeq and is a predicted model, not a curated record.